UGACUCACUUGUUCAGUGUGUGACUGCUUCCCUUGUUAGUUGGCAGUUUUUUGUUUUUUUUGGGGGGUAGGUUUCUUGUCACCUCUCUUAGUCCUGAAAUCUCUUCUUAUGUCUUCUUAUAAGUGCAUGUAUGCCGGCACAGCUAUCACACUGACCUAUAUGUAGCGCCGUGCCAUGUCUGUGGCCCGGGCUACUCAGGCAGAGCAGAGCUCGGAGGUUUCAUAAGGUGUGUUAUGAAAUGGAUGCAGUAGUUGUCCUUGUUCCCAAAAACUGUAUCCUUAUCUCGAUUCACAACAACUUUAGUGGCAUUUUAUGUGGAUAAAACUCAAUUCAUGUGGGUGAAUUGUCCCCUUUUAAGCAGACACUGGCAUGACGACUUGGGCUGCUGUUUCUAGAAGAAGCCUGAAUUUAGUGUGAUCUCUGUUAUUCCAUUCAAAAUCAGUUGUUGCCGCUGAAAGUAGCCUCUAGUGUUGGAGCAAUGAGCCAUUUAAUCCAGGGUGAAGUGUUUCCUGUAACCCUUCAUAACAGUGCUCCUUCAGCUCUGUGGAAAACUGUAACAAAUUGGAUUAAUUAGCAGCAGAAAUCCGACAAAUUUGCCUCUGGACAUAUUGUACUCCCUUUGGAUGGACGUACAGUUGUCAGUGUGCUGUUAUACUUCUGCUUAUUUAUUUUAACAAGCAAACAUAAAACACCACAAAGUUCGUGUGAGACUUUUACAAACAAGGAUUGUACAAAAAUGUACAUUUUGUGAUUCUAGGCUGGUGCUAAAGUAACUCCAGAUGUGCAAGUGAAUAUAUGGUUUAGUAGUUUUGCUUUAGAAAACUAUGUUUCACAUAUACAUACAUAUACACAGGCACAUUGACAUUACCAGUAGAAGAGCCUCUCUGUUUGUUGUUUUUUGUGGUGAAUCGUGUUUAACGUGUGAGAUGACGAAGAGAGGCGUCUGUCAUCUUCACAUCAAUGCUGAUCAGAGCUGAGAAUUAGAGGUUGUUGUUUUUGUCCAGUGAGAAAAGGCCUUAACUGGCGUAGGUCUCGUUUCGUAACAAGUGAAGGAAACAGUUGUGAGCAUUUUGCUUUUUAAAAGCCGUUGUUUGACACAUGAGAUCCAAGACAAAAUUAAGAGCAAAUUACCUUUUAAAAAACAGCGUUUGCUGAAUAAAAGCUAAGCUUAGCUGCAGGAUAACCACCAAGUAUUAGAGAACGGUUCUGCAUGGAUCAUGUAACUUUUAUGACUUGAGUUAGUGAGCCGGGGUUUUUCAGGGACCUUGACACACAUUUCUUCAACCACAUUCCUCCUCUGUGCCCUUCAUUCUGCUUCACAGACACACACACGUACAAGCUGUCGUCUGGUCAACAGAGCCCCCCCACCCCCUGUCAUUUACAAGCGUCCAUGUGUGAGAGGAAGGAGGCUAUUAGAUUGACAUAGCACUUAAAACAACCAAAUUCUUCAUCCCAUAAUUUGUGUUGCAGUGUGAAAUAAGAGUACUGUUAAUAUCGGACACAUAUUAAUACUUUCUAAUUUAGUUGUGUGUGUACUUUAAUGUAUUUAUUUACUGACCAACAAACACACAAACAGGCCGCAUGAAUGUGUGGGCGGCUGCUUCCGUACAUGCUCUGUGUUCCUGGGUGUGUUUUUAGAAAGGGGAGGGGAUAAGGGACGAUCGGCCGUACGAGUCCCCCCUCAAUGGGGCCCCGGCUUCAGCACGAAGGGUUAUGUAAGUUUUUCAACUGCCAACCCUCCUGCAUGCCCCUGCCUCACACUCUCAUUGCAUUUUACCAGAGAGGAGCACACAGAGCGGUCGGCUAGUAGUCAGUGAGGCAGUCAGUCACCAAAGACUGGCCGGGUUCAAAACAAGGCUGAGGAGAGGAGAAACACGCCUCCCGCUUUGCUUAUUUUGAAAGUUCUUUAUCCUUGAAAGAGGGAAGCGUUUUCUGUGAUUUCAACAGCAGGAGAUAAAAGAGGAGAGGAAGAAGGAAAGCUGAGAAGGACUCUCGUCUUUACUCGAUAACCAUGCUGCUCCUGGACGAAACGGAGUCAUUCGCAGACCAGUCCCACAGUGCUCCCUUCAGCUCCGAGAAUGAGGCUCAGGGAGGCGACUCGGCCGCCUGGCAGUGUACCCCUCCCCCAUCUACCUCUGCCCGUCCUCCUCCCUCGCAGCCCGCAUCCAGGUCCCGCUCCAGGCCGGCCAGCCAAAGCCCCCCCCCUCCCUCCGCCCCGACAGGCACCAAGAAGAGGAGCUCCAAACCGGCACACAUGAGACGCAACAUCAGGAAGUUACUGCUGGAGCAUCAGUUGGAGUCAGUGACCAAAGCCGCCCAGCAGGACGAGUUGGAGAGAAGGAGACGUCUGGAGCAGCAGAGCAAACAGGAUUUCCCCGUACCACUGCUGCCUGAAUACACAACUGGUGAUGUGUCAAAGCAUGUGUCGUCAUCGGCGGCCUCUACAGCGUCGCAGCAAGAAGUGAAGUCGGUCCAACCGGGAGUGAUCUGCCUGGACUCCAGCAGCACCGGCCUCAGCGAGAACAGAAAGACUGACGUACCUACGACAGAGCGCUCACACAAAACAGAUGUGAUAUAUCUGAGUUCGGGCGAGGACGACACCGUCGAACACAUCAGCAGAAAAUUCACCGUCGAGAAAGAAGAGAUCGAGCCGAGCGGCGCGCACGCCAAUGACGCCCUUAACCGACCGGACCCCCGGGGCCGGGUGCUGGUCAACUUGAACCAUCCGACUGCAGAGAAGGACAUUUUCCUGAUGCCUCAGUUGGCGCGAGCAGUCAAACCUCACCAGAUCGGCGGAAUCCGUUUCCUGUACGACAACCUGGUGGAGUCGGUGGAGCAGUUCGGCGGCAGCAGCGGAUUCGGCUGCAUCCUCGCUCACAGCAUGGGCCUGGGCAAAACGCUGCAGGUCAUCGCCUUCAUCGACGUCCUGCUGAGACACACCCAGGCUCACACCGUUCUCGCCAUCGUACCUGUGAACACGCUGCAGAACUGGCUGUCAGAGUUCAACAUGUGGGUCCCAGCCCCGGAGGCGUUACCUCCAGAUACCGACCCGGGACUGGUGACUCCUCGUGCCUUUAAGGUUCACAUCCUCAACGACGAACACAAGAACACAGCGAGCAGGGCCAAGGUGGUGGAGGAUUGGGCUCAGGACGGCGGGGUGCUGCUGAUGGGCUACGAGAUGUACCGCCUCCUGUCGAUGAAGAAGAGCUUUGUGGCUGGGAGGAAGAAGAAGAGCAAGAAAACAACCGGACCUGUCGUCGUCGACCUGGAUGAAGAGGACAGGCAGCAGGAACUGCUCAAAGGUAUCGAGAAAGCCUUGGCCCGGCCUGGUCCAGACGUGGUGAUAUGCGACGAAGGCCAUCGCAUCAAGAACUGCCACGCCAGCACGUCGCAGGCUCUGAAGAGCAUCCAAACCAGACGCCGCGUGGUCCUGUCCGGCUAUCCGCUCCAGAACAACCUGAUCGAGUACUGGUGCAUGGUCGACUUUGUCCGACCCGACUUCCUAGGUACGAGGCAGGAGUUCAGUAACAUGUUUGAGCGUCCCAUUCUGAACGGGCAGUGUGUGGACAGCACGCCUCAGGACGUCCAGGUGAUGAGGUACAGGAGCCACGUCCUGCACAGCCUGCUGGAGGGCUUUGUACAGAGGCGAGGUCAUGACGUCCUGAAGGACCAUCUGCCCUCUAAAGAGGAGCACGUGAUUCUGGUGCGUCUGUCUCCCCUGCAGAGGGCGCUCUACACAGAGUUCAUGAACCGCUUCAGAGAGGCAGGAAACUCCGGCUGGCUGAGCCUCAACCCACUGAAGGCUUUCUGCGUCUGCUGCAAGAUUUGGAACCAUCCAGACGUGCUGUACGAGGCCUUACAGAAGGAAAGCCUGGCCAGUGACCAGGACUUGGACCUUGAUGACAUCACUUCCACAGGUCUCACCCGAUGUCCAACCGCACCCAAUCAAAAGUCCAAGCCCCUUGAGAACCCCAACCCCAUUGGUGGACUAAGUCUCAACCAGCUGCAGGAGAAAGCCAAUCAGGUCAUCACUUACGAAUGGGCGAAGCACAUCCUGUACGACUACAAGCCCGGCUACCUGGAGAACUCUGCAAAAAUGAUGCUGCUGUUCCAUCUGAUCGAGGAGAGCGUCAGGAAGGGAGACAAAAUCCUCGUCUUCAGUCAGAGUCUGUCCACACUGACGGUGAUAGAGGAUUUUCUGGCUAAGAGACCAGUGCCUCCAUCGCCCAACACGUCCAGCAGGGACAGACCCAAUCAGAACUGGGUCCGCAACCUCAACUACUACAGACUGGAUGGAAGUACAACAGCCUCAGAGAGAGAGAGGCUUAUAAACCAGUUCAACGCUCCGUCCAACACCUCGGCAUGGGUUUUCCUGCUGUCAACUAGGGCUGGUUGUCUGGGCGUAAACCUGAUUGGGGCAAACCGCGUGGUGGUGUUUGACGCCUCCUGGAACCCGUGCCACGACGCCCAGGCCGUGUGCCGCGUCUACCGCUAUGGGCAGAAGAAGCCGUGUCAUAUCUACCGGCUGGUGUGCGACUUCACGCUGGAGAAGAAGAUCUACGACCGCCAGAUCUCUAAACAGGGCAUGUCAGACCGGGUAGUGGAUGACCUGAACCCUGUGCUGACCUUCACCCGGAGGGAGGUGGAGUCUCUUCUUCACUUCGUGGAUGAGGAGCCGGACCCCUCCCAGGUCCAGCUGCAGCCCCACGACAGCAUGGAGAGCGUCCUCCGGAAGGCUCUGCACCUCUAUCCUCACCUGAUCACUAAGCAACCGUUCCCCCACGAGUCCCUGCUGAUAGACCGCAGGGAGCUGAAGCUGACCAAAGCGGAGAAGAAAGCAGCAAAGAAAGGUUACGAAGAGGAGAAAAGGGCGUCUGUGCCCUACACCCGCCCGUCCUACGCUCACUACUACCCUGCCAGUGACCAGAGCCUCACGAACAUCCCCGCCUUCAGUCAGAGAAACUGGCGUCCACCUCCUCGUUCCGAAGAGAAACCAGUCGCCAGUGUCCGGCCGGUCCAGUCAACUCCAGUUCCCACGAUGCCCCGGCAGGCGUCUGCAGGCUCUGCUCCAAGCAACGACUCGUCGGAAUCCAGCAUCGGAGGCUUUCCUGUCAACUGCCUGGAAAAAGCCGGAGUGUUUGUCCAGAAGAUCGUUACCACUUCUGACAUAGUGAUUCCAGGCACCAACAGCUCAACCGAUGUCCAGGCCAGGAUCAUUGCUGGAGAGAGCAUCCACAUCAUCAGGGGCACCAAAGGGACUUACAUCAGGUCGUCUGAUGGUCGAAUCUUUGCCAUCAGAGCAGCUAAUAAGGCCAAGACGGCAGAGGAGAGUACUAAAGCACCACCCAAAGACUCAAAGGCCCUACCAGAGGAAGCGUCAACCAAUGGCAGCAACGGUAGCCUGUCACCUGACAGGAAGCAGCAGCCCCGCCCUCUUUCACCUGACAGCCCGGAGAUCAUCAGCGAGUUGCAGCGCUACACGGGUGGCUCAGGAGCUGGCACCGCCUUAGGCUCCGGAGCUCCGCCAGAGAGGGCGGCAGAGGGCGACACGAACAAGCUGCCUUCAGCCAAACUGGCCCCGGCCAAUGGCAGCAACGGGAGCGGUUUUGCUCCUGGAAAUCCGAGCCACCAUGAUGCCUCUGUGACUAAUGUGAUCCAGCCCACUGUAGCUCAAGACCUGAGAACAGGCUCCAAGCGCAAAGCCUCCACCCUGUCCCUGGAGGAGCGGCCCAGUAAGCAGCCCUCUGCAGGCCAACACUCCUCAGCCCCUCUGGCCACACAGGGCUUCCCCUACACCGGGGGCUACAGCCUCCCUCCUCUGGGCCUUAACCCCGCCAUUUUGGGUGGGUCACUGGGGCACCCGCUCUACAUGGGGGCGGGCUCGCCUUACUUCCAGCCCCCCCAAACUCAACUGAGGGACCCCGGUUACAUGUACCCAGAACUUUUCGGCUUUGGCGGAGCCAGCGCAGUCCCCACCUCUUCUUCUUCCUCCUCCUCCUCCACGACAAACACUGCGACUGCCGUCUCAUCUUCCUCCUCAUCUUCCUCCUCAUCUUCCUCCUCAUCUUCCUCCUCAUCUUCGGCGCCGGUCAAAGCUGCCAGUUCAGUCCCAGGAGCCCUGCCGCCGUUCAUGCUGAGCCCCAGCAUGGUGGGCAUGGCCGGGAUGCUGCUGCCAGGCUUCCCUCUCUCUUACAGCCAGUCUCUGGCCAGCCUGUACACGGGGUCGAUGCUCCCUGGUGGGCUGCCGGGUCCGGCCGCCACCCCUGGUCCAGCCGGAGCCAGCUUCCUCUCCCAGUACUCUCCCACUGCUGCCUCCAGUUCCUCCUCAUCUUCUCCUUCCUCCUUCUCCCCUUCAGCACGGUUCGAGGGCCACCGGGGCCCGGUGCUGAUGAACUGCAGGAACGGCAGUAGCACCAGCAGCUCGGAUGAUGACGACGAUGUAAUUGAGGUUGGGGGACAGUGACAGACGAAUGACGCGGUGGUCUGAGCAAGCUUGAUUCAAUUUACAAACCAUCAAAAUGGGAUGACAUCCUGUUUCCCGGGAGGCAGGCUUUGAACGGCCUGCCCCGAGGCCAUGAGGGAAACGGACAAAAACAAUGAAAGACAAUUGUCACUGAAGUGUUUCCUCUACUUGCCUUGGAGAAACAGUCAGAAUGGGGAUGAAGACAGACUGGACACAGCGACAAAUCUUAAUGAUGGGUAUCAGAAGAUGAAACCUGAGGAAGAACAAAGAAAAUAAAAAUCCGAAGACUUUGGGCUUCCAAGUUACUGUCCAAUACUUAGAACUGCUGAGCUCAGGCCUGCGGUGACCUCAAAUGGUCACUAGUUGUAGUGUUGACGUUAGAGACUCUAGUUCUGCAGCUUUGCUAAAUGUGGACUCUUCGCUUUUUUCAGCUAAUAAAAAGAUGACGUAGGGCGGAGUUGCUUAUAAAAAUUGAGUUAGCUGGUGGUAACAUUUGUUAAAUAUCAGUAAGUGAAAUGGUAUUGUUUGUCAGUUGUCGAAUAUUGCAACUGACUAUUUCUUCAAAUGGUAAAAAGAUCAAACAGAACUUUUAAAAAGCAUUUUGAUUGAACUUAAUAAUUCACUGCCAGGACAGGGGUAUUGUAUGUUUCUGUUCUUAAAGAAAAGGAAAAAGAAGAAGCGGGAUCAUCUUAAAUAGUAGAAGAGGCGGUUGAGGAUGAAGUUAAAGACAACUACUGAAACCUUGACGUUCUAAUGAAAGAAUGUAUGCCUAAUCAAAUGCCUUUACACCAGGCCUUUUUCAAAAAACUCCUUCUAUUUAGGCAUCUGACGUGGGAAAAUCUGAUUUUUCUUUUCUGUAUUUUAUAUUUACUUUUCAAAGAAAACUCAUUGCCUAAAAACAGCCAGGUGAAAAUGAAAAAAAACGAACUCGUAGCGGAGGAACAACCAACAGAAAAUGCCUUUUUGCCUCCAUCUUUCUGAAUGUUAACUGUGAGAGAGGGGAGGUGAAGAGAGAGACGGGCGGUCACUGCAUCUCACCCACAGUCUUACUGUAGCCUAGCGAACAGCGAUGCAAAACACUCACUCAAGCCUAUAUACUGUUUGUGUUCGUACAACCCCUGAGGAAGUACUCUUGGUUCUGGUUACGCUUGUGUCGUUCCUGUGUCCGUAUCUGUGUGUCGUGUUCUUAAGUGUUGCAAAAGGAAUCGUUCAGAAAUAUAUAUAUAUAUAUAUAUAAACUCCUGUUGCUCGGUUUGGUUACUUGUUCUGAUGACGACACGGAUAUUCCACCUCUGCUGUGUUGUUUUUAUUUCCCUCUCUCUCUGUCUCAUCUCAUUUUGUGAACAGAGGUCAUUGUGUUUAUUUUCUUGUGUUGUUUUUUGGAGAGAGACGAGGUAGCUUUGCCAAAAGUGAGAAAUGCACGAGCGCAUCGGAGACCGACAUCGAAGAGGAUCGCGUCUUAACCACAAACCAUCGUUCUGCUGUUCCAAUUGAUCCCCUCUGAUCACACAAACCGAUCGAAAGAGCUUUAAAAACCAGCUCUUCGGCUGAAAAACAAAACUCUGAACACCGUCACGUAAAGACCGAUCAUUUCCUGCUCUUUUUCCAUGUCCUUUUUAGUUUAUUUAUGUAAAAAAUGUAGUUCUCUUCUUUUUACAACAUUUUGAAUUUACCAAAUGUAUUUAUUGAC
Molecule: messenger RNA, 8153 nt
Organism: Anarrhichthys ocellatus (wolf-eel)
Lineage: Eukaryota; Metazoa; Chordata; Actinopteri; Perciformes; Anarhichadidae
Product: helicase ARIP4-like
Exons: 22
Coding region: 2012-6463 (1483 amino acids)
Cellular component (GO): nucleus
Molecular function (GO): ATP binding; ATP hydrolysis activity
Source: RefSeq, a predicted model, not a curated record